This is a messenger RNA of Syngnathoides biaculeatus (alligator pipefish), 7398 nucleotides long. RefSeq names its product homeobox protein Dlx3b-like. Gene Ontology annotation, molecular function: DNA-binding transcription factor activity, RNA polymerase II-specific; RNA polymerase II cis-regulatory region sequence-specific DNA binding. NCBI's taxonomy places the organism in Eukaryota, Metazoa, Chordata, Actinopteri, Syngnathiformes, Syngnathidae. Bases 488 to 1420 code for a protein of 310 amino acids. The record is from RefSeq and is a predicted model, not a curated record. Gene Ontology annotation, biological process: epithelial cell differentiation; regulation of transcription by RNA polymerase II; embryo development. The transcript is spliced from 8 exons.
ACCUCUGUGGAUGACGACACUUAAAAAGUCACAACUACAGAGACUGCGGUGAAGCUCAAGUGAUUAGUGAGAUACGUGAAAAGGAGGGGUAGCAAUGACACAGGAAUGUCAAUCAGGGAGCAUCGACGACAUGACGCAACAGAUUCAGAGAAGCAAGCUGGCUGGUUGCUAGCGCGCCUUAGUGUCUUUACGGCUCUAGGGAGAGGUUCGUUGGAGGUUUCUGCGGGGAGAAGAAGGGAGUCAGACAGGCGACAAGCGGUGCCGUGUUGGCCCCGGGGCAGAGGCUGGGAGUGCGAAGGGGAGCCAAUGAGAGGGAGACAUCGACUGCUUCUCUCCUGCCCGGCUUGGCUCAGCUCGGCGCGCCCUGUAAUUAGGAGCUCCACUUGUGGGCUGGUCGCCGCCACCGUGGAUAACUUGAGAACGCCAGCUCCACACACUUGUCUUUUACUGUUCCCGAAGCCUUGGUGGAGCGUCAACAUCCUCAACGAUGAACGGCCAGCUAUCACCUGCGUUCGAGGAGAAGAAACCGACCCUCCGCGCGUCCCCAAGCAUGCCGGAGUCUUCACCGGCGGACAUGGGCUUCUACGGCGGCCACGGCGCUCUCCAUGGCUCGCAGGAUUUUUACGCGGCGCAGCAGUCCUACUCGGCUCAACACAUGAACCCGUACUCGUACUCCCACUACAACUUGAACGGUAUGGUUCCCGGCGGUGCCUUCCCUUGCGGAAAAAGCGAGUACACGUACCCGCACUCGGCGUACAGAGAGCCUGGGGGCUUCAGCAGAGAUACGCAGUCAACAAUAGCAGACAGUGUGAAAGAAGAGCCAGAGAUGGAGGUUCGGAUGGUAAACGGGAAGCCCAAGAAAGUUCGGAAGCCGCGGACCAUUUACUCCAGCUACCAGCUGGCAGUCCUACAAAGGAGAUUUCAGUCGGCCCAGUACCUGGCGCUACCAGAGAGGGCCGAGCUGGCUGCACAGUUGGGCCUGACACAGACACAGGUCAAAAUAUGGUUCCAAAACCGUCGCUCCAAAUUCAAGAAACUCUACAAGAAUGGCGAGUUUCCACUGGGGGACAUCGCGCUGGAGCACAGCCCGGAGGCGAGUGAUUCAAUGGCUUGUAACUCUCCCCCAUCUCCGGCUGCAUGGGAAAACAACAACAGCGGCGCCAACCCCAGCACCAACAACACAAGCAGCAGCGAUACAAACAGUAGCAACGGCCUGAAGAAUAAUGCAAUGCUGGACCCUACCAGCGGGGGGCAGGAAGCCUAUCAGUCUCCAGCUGAUUCCUCCUCAGUCUACAUCGAUGAGUACACGCACCACAAUUGGUACCAGCAGCAGGACGCGCAUUUAGGUCUGCAGGCAGCCAGCACGACCCACCACCCGUCGUCGUCGGCAACGCCAGCUCCGAUCGGAGCCGUUUACUGAGUCAAUGAAUGGACCCAUUCGACUUAAACAGGAGGGACGUUUUUCGAUCAUCCAGGAAUACAUACCUGAAGGUAUGCCUCGAAAGCGAAAUGAUAAUGUACUUUUUUUGACAUUUUAGAUAUGACCAUCGUGCCCAAAUGCAUAGAUACAGUAGGAUAAUAACAUAAAGCCUUUUAUAUCAAAAGACCGAUUACUACUGAUAUUCCUCCAGAUCAAGUUGGGUUUUUUUUUCAAAGUGUGGGACAGUGAGCCUCCCCUCAAAAAAUACAAAAAAAGAAAAAAACUACUGGACCCUCCUCUUGUCCACAUCCCAACUAAAUUUGAUUUUAACAAUAAUUUAAACAGUCAUUGCAUAACCUGAGUGGAAUUAAAGAAUAUUUCAACAUAUGAUUUGCUACAGUUCACAGAGCAGAAUGGUGCUUGGAAAUCAUGCAGGGUCUCCCAAAAGUCACUAUACUUGAGAAUUACUUGGACAGUAUUUGAUAAUUUAGGAUUUACGCUUUUUGUAAGCAGAUCAGACCCUCGCUAAGUAAUAUUGGAGCAGUGUUGCAAAAUUGCCACUUGGCAAGAUGUUUUUCUCUCCCCAACUGUAGUUCUGCUCCAUUUUGAGAAGCCGAUGGUGAUGACACUUUACCCGUGCUGAGUUCAAAUUCGCUAAAUCAAGUUUUUGUUGACGCCGAGUACCAAUUCAGCCCUCUGAAUAGACUUUGCACGAACGUCCGCGCUCAGAGUUUGAGGUUUUCAACAAUGGCCCUUGGUAGUAGACUUUCCUCUGCGCAGUCUAUCAAGAACAGAUCCUCUUCAUCUUAACUUAGUAAGGAUAGCAUAAAUUCAGUUUUCCGUCAGAGCACCUUGUCAAACUGGCACUAAGCUGCAGCGGGGACAGAAAAAAACACUUUCCAGGUGGCAAUUUUGCAAUGCAGCUACAAUGUUAGUUGGCGAGCCAUGGGUAAAGAAGUAAAAUGCUUAUAAAAACUGCAAAGCCCAAGUUACCAAAUACUGAUGGCCUCAGUGAUGCCUGAAAUAAAAUGUUGAUGGGAAUGAAAAUAGCGACUUCUGGGGCACUUUGAAGGUUGUGCAACCAAUAGAAAAAAAAAACAAGUGUACAGUUUAAUCAUAAAGAUCCUAUUUUCUUGAGUUUUCGGCUCUCCCCAGGAUGGCAAUGCCGCUUUAGUUAUCUUAGUUUAAAUGUUUUUUUCCUUGAUUGUUCUCAAACCCCUGAAAUUCACUGGGACCCAUCAGUAAACUUUGGGUUCACUCUUGUGUGGGGGUUGGAACUAUGAUUUUCUCUUUUGGGGUCCUCAGCCCACUGUUAGAAUAUAAACCACACAGAACAUUGUUCUGUAGUUGUCCCAUGGUGAGUUACUACCAACAAAGAAGAAGCGGGCUGCUACGUGAUUAUGGCGAACUUCUGCACAUUCACAGUUGGCCACAAUUAAUCCUCUCCUCCAAAAUAUCCGCUAUUAAUAUUUGUUCCGGUCAAAGCCAUGUCUAGUAUAAAAAUGUGUUUUUGGUGCCAUCUUGCGACCAAGGAAUUGAACAAGGAACACAAUUCAAGUGAAGGGAUGACUUUCGCUGUCAUCAAUACUGUAGUGAUUACCAACCAUUAUUAAGCCAGGGCACAUCUUUUCCUUUACAAAAUCUUCACGGCACACCAUCAGACAAAAAAGUAUAGAAUGAAAUGAAUAUAAUCUUGCCUCAUUCUGCGCACAAACUCUCAAUUUAGUGUCAAAUCCGGGCUGGAUUAGUUGAACACAGCUAUUAUACAUGCAAUGGUACCUUCUGCCAUCUAGUGGACGAGCAACUCAUUUCUGCAGUGAGAGAGAGCUCUUCUGGUGUACUGGGGGAAAUUUUCAAAUUCCACUUUAACUAAUUGAAAAAUUAUUUAUUCGCAAGAAAUAAUGUAUCUUUGUUCAUCUAUCUAUGGCAGCGGCAUAUAAAGACGAACAGAACAAAUAAAUGCUUUUUGUGACAUUUUUGUUUGUUGAUAUUCUGUGAGAUUUUUCAAAUGUAAGCUACGUUUCUUGGCUCAAGAAAGGUUGGGAGUCACUGCAAUGGCUGAACAAGUACGCAUUAUUUGCAGUAAAUGGUAAUCUUCAGACCGAUCAAGUGGGUUGUUUUAGAUAUCUCAUGGCACACUAAGGUGCUGAGACAGAGUUACAGUAUUGCAUUCAUGAAUAUGUAGUCUCUGUGGUCCAUGUGUUUUCAGAAAAUAAUUUUCCCGUUUGCACGUAAAAAAUGUGCAACACAUUUUACUGGUUUAGAAGAUAAUGUGCAAUGAUAUAUAUAUAUAUCAAUACCCCUGUGAUUCACUCCAAGAACGCUGAUGUGGAAAUAAAACAUAAAGGAGCCCUAAAAGAUACAAAAAGGAACGAAAUGUUAGUGCGUCAUAAUUAGUACCUGUUUUUUAACUGUUGUUUGCGGAUGAAGGUUGAGUCAUUUGAAAGUCGUCAUACAAGCACAGCAUGCCGCCGCGAUGCUCAUGACACUCGUCAGGUGAAGACUAAUUAGUGUGAGAAAGUAUGAAUAGGGCAGGCGGUGGCUGCGCUUGACAGGCAUGUCGUCCAUCAGCCUCAUGUUGCUUGAUUUGUGUUUGUCUUUGAAGUUCUAUGUGUAUCUUGGGAGUGACGGUGCUGGUCAGAAAUGUUAGUUCGUCAGCUUUGGAAAGUUUUAUACAUUUUGACUUAUCGUUUUACUGUUAAAUGAAAACACAACCGAUGAACUGUUCAAGUUACAAAACAAAACAGAAAGCAAGUGACAACAUUUUUUUGACCCAUGCGAGUAGCCAGGAGGAGCAAAUCAAUAAUACCUCAGCAAGUUUUUCCCAAAUGUGUUGUGGAUGUCCUCAUAACUGUGCGGCUAUUCGUGGGGCUUGACUUACUUGAAUUUCAUUUUUAAAGGUAAAAAUGAAAAAUUCUGGGGUGCUCCAAAACAUCAGUUUUGCUAGCGGUCAGAAGAUUUGCAACACAAAGAUUUCUUCCAGUGGAGGAAUUGACUACUUGAUUUUUAACUUACCAAAAAAUAAUAAUAAUAAGAAUAAUAAUGUGGCAGGGUUUGUUUUUUUCUCUAGUUGUUGGUUUUUGUUUCUCUUGAAUUCAAAGUCAUGCAGUCCAACUGCAAUAAACACAGGCAUUUCUGUCGAAUAUUUGAUUUCCAUUUUAGAGAUAAUGCCACAUUUGUGUUCAGCAGUUUUAUCUCCCCAAUGUGGCUACUUAAAUGAGUCAAAGGUUUAGAAUAUUUGUUUUUAUUAGUAGAUUGAGUCCAUGAUUUCUUUUGAAAUUUCAAUCGUUCAUGUUCUGUGCUUUCAUUUCGGAGUAAAAUGACAAAUUGAAGUGCAUAUAAAUUCAAUUUUUAAAAAAUAGGCUGCAAAAAUGGGGGUGCUGUAAAGCUUUUUACCGAUCGUCUACGUUUGAAACAAAGCCAGGAGUAGGAUACUGUUAUCGUCAUUAUCAAAAAAAAAAAAGGAAGCCAUGACGUUUACCAACCCUUAGAAAGUAUUUCAGCCCUCUGUGUAACAAUUAAGACUGGUAGGUGGUGUCAUUCAUUCCACAGUACAAUUAUUUUGUCAUUUAGGUAUGAGGAUAUGUCAGGUUUGUAAUUAACUUAGUGGAGCAACAUGUGCCGCCAACCUCUCUAUGUUAGUCUAUUUGUUUUUGCUCAGUACUCUUAUUAUAGUCAUAGGUCAGACCAACUGUCAGAUUUGCUUGCACAAGUGCGAUUGGCAAACAAAAUGUUGCUCUCUUGAUGCCACCUGACCAAGAGCCUUCUUAUUAAGCGUUAAUGACACACGGACAGAAGACAAAUCAUUAAAUUGAAAAAAAAAAAGUGUUGUCUCUUUAUGGUCAGUGGUUUACCAUUGUUUGUCCAGUUGCCAUGACAACAUAAAAAUAUUUUUAGUUGCUUUGUCAUAAGUGUUAAAGACUUUAAAACGCCACCAUCGCACAGUGUGCUUUAUUUGUUCUUAAUGAGAGCUCCCGGACUACCAAAUGCUUACUCGAACGUGACCUACUUAUAAACUACAAUAAAUUUGGACUAUGUAAGGUAAUCUUGGGAUAUAAUAAGAGAUUGCAAAAUCCUCUUGCCAAACUUCAAAUGCAACGGGAACAACAAACCCAAGUGGAAAGAAGAAAACACGGCGGGGGUUCUCGGAGGUGACGGUGCAGCAGACACUCUGGAGUCUUUGGAAUCUAAUAACACAGCAGCGAAACAGAGAAGCGCAUAUUUCCUUUCAUGUGGUACACAGUUGGGAAGGGGAGGAGACCAAACCCAGAAGUUAACCUUUAGGACGACACCAUCAAAAAGAAGCCAUCAUGAAAUCACAUUGCCAUAGUAGAGGUCCACGAAGACCUGCCAAUCCUGGGCUGUUGGCAGAAUCCCUCCUCGCUGCUUCUGUCUUGGCAUCGACUCCACUCGCACCUUAAGAAAAGCUAUUGGGCAGCCGGUGUUGCACACUUGGCCGCAGCUGCUGAUUCACAUGUUGAUGGCCAUGUGCAUUUGCCAACCACAGAGUUCAGGCUGUACCCCGCCUCCUACCCGAUGACAGCUGAGAUUGGCUCGUGCACUCCCGCGACCCUUGUGAGGAUAAGUGGCUUAGACAAUGGAUGGAUGGAUGAAAUUUACACAUAUUUUAUAGCUGUAUGAACUUGACAAAAUUCUUAUUAAUCUUUUCCACACUGCUCUUCCAUACUUUUUAUAAACACUUUCUAUCCUUAAACAUACGGGAAUGCACAGUAGUACUGUACACUACAUUUUAUCCCUUGUACCUCAUGUUUUAAAGAUUUUUUUUUUUUAUUUGAGACAAGGAAGCGUUUGUUUUACCAUCCAAAAAAUUACAGGAUCCAUUCGAAACCCUGUGAUAUUUGGAAAUAUGUGUUAUACAGAUCUGCAUUUGCACCAAAUCCGCAACAUUAUAGCAAGGGAACACUUGGUGCUGAGUGGAUUUGGGUUGUGGGUCUUGGGACCAAUGUGUCGCUCAUUCAUAUCAACACCCCAGUGUUCUACACUGUAAGUUGAACAACAAACUCUAAUUAUUAACUCCAAAACUAGAGCUUCAAUUUGCCGUGCUUACGUGCUGUAUGUAAUACUACGAUGAGGCAAUGAAAACAUCUACAGUAUGUGGUUUCACAGUCAUAGUGAGUGGCCUUCUCAAGGAAACGACACCAACAAUCUGGCUUGACACCCCUGUAUGAUUGUGAAAAAGACUUUAUAAACCAAAACAAAAAGGCAAGACUUUUCCCCCGGCCAAAAUACUGGAUCGAUAAAACAUACCUCAACGUUCCAGAAUUUGCAAUUACAUUUUGCACCUUUCUAAUUUGUUACAUUGGCGCAAGGCAAUUUGGUUUCCCACAAGCACAUUUUGAUAUCGUGAUACGUUUUGUGGAUUACUUGCUGAUUCUUGGCGAGCGGCGUACAAAAGCAAUUUUUUUUUCUUCUUGCGUUGCAUGCAAAUGUGCUUUCACAUUUUGGAAAGAACAGCUGGGAAAGAACAGCUGUGGCCUCACAAGAAGCUGUGAGGCAUUCAAGUGAAGCCAUCGUGCGUUAACGGCAAUGGAAGCACAACUUUGUCACUUAUGUUAAUGUAAAGUUGAGUUGUUACACACUCUUUGGGUAGAGUAUACAUCUGAUAAGUUGCAGACUUGAUGUUAACAGUUAUGUUCACAUUUGAGCUUGCAGACCAUUUGUAGUUUGUAUGUUGUGUUAGUGUUUGCAGGAGGAAAUCAACAAUGUCCACUCUUUUUUUUAAAUUUCUUCAUUUGAAAACUUGGCAUUGGGCUGAUCUUUUGCAAGAAAUUGCAGUAAUAACAAAGAUAGACAAUGUUAACUUUUUAUUUAUCAUUUCAUUUUGCAAAUUAAAACUCAUGAAUGGCAUUCAUUUCUAACGCAUCCAGUGUGUUGAUUUGUUUUGAAAUUUAAAUGUUAUACGUACACACUAAAAAAGUAAUCUUUGCUUGAAGUAUUUAAGUAAAAAAAAAUAGUAG